This is a messenger RNA of Lactuca virosa, 711 nucleotides long. The record is from the annotation of a GenBank genome assembly. Lineage: Eukaryota; Viridiplantae; Streptophyta; Magnoliopsida; Asterales; Asteraceae.
AUGGUUCCAUCCACUGCCCUAGACGGCGUCAUACCGCUCAUCUGGGAUGAAGAUAUCCGCUCUCCACCGUGUGCCGUCGCCCCCCAUGUGAAACCUUCGACCGUUGACCUUCGCACCCUACAGUUACAGGUUCUUCCUUCCACCGACCUUCGCACCCUACAGUUACAGCUCUUGGAUCCAACCAACCUUACAAAUCUUUUCUCUAUCACCAAGUUCCUUGGAUUGUUAGCUACUGGAACUACAGCUGAUGCAAAGACAUUGGUUCCACAGGCAAGAAAUGAAGCAACUGAGUUUCGUUGUAAAUAUGGCUAUGAGAUGGUUGUUUAUGUAUUAGCAAGAUGGAUUGCUGACAAAUCACAAGUUUAUACUCAACAUGCUUACAUGAGACCACUUGGAGUAGUGGCUAUGUUGUUGGGUAUUGAUGAUGAGAAUGGGUCUAAACUCUUCAAAUGUGAUCCAACAGACUGCAAUUUCUGCUUUGCAAUGAUGCAAUCUGUUCUACAAGAAGACUACAAGGCCAAUGAGAUUGAGGUUGCAAAUACCGGUUUGGAGCUGAACCAUCAGAAGUGUAUCUAUUUCAAAUCGUUGUUUGUUGCUUUCUUUCCAUUUCUAGGGCAAAAACAGGUGACUGUCUCUGUUUCUGAUUUCGUUCUUCAUCUGCUAAUUUCAUCGAUUUCUUUUUCUAUUACGUUGGCAGUGAUAACAAAUUAG